Messenger RNA from Ostertagia ostertagi, 429 nucleotides. The record is from the annotation of a GenBank genome assembly. Lineage: Eukaryota; Metazoa; Nematoda; Chromadorea; Rhabditida; Trichostrongylidae.
AUGAGGCUCACCCGUGACGGACAACUGUUGGAAGGCAAACUCGCAUAUUUUGCGAUGAAGCUCUACAUUCUGCUCACGGAUAGCUUGCGCCUCUAUCGUUCCUUCCGAGGUAUGUAUCGUCUACUACUACUGUGUAGCGCUGCCUUGAGCACAACACGCUGUGCUAAACGUGCUCGUUUGGAAUCCGACCAUUGGCUACAGCCACGUUCGACUAUCCUCUCACCAAUAAUGGAUUCUCGUGUUGAGAUGGUAGGGCACACUUCGUCGAUUCUGCAGAUACCGUACGAAUCCAAAUACAUGGAUCACGAAGGGUAUUCGAAGCUGGAGGUUAAGAGCUCCUCGUUCUGGGAAGUACCAACCCAAGGACGCUCUAUGAGUGUGAGCGAUUUCGAAGGGUUCGUCAGGAACAUGCAGAGCUUGUAUCGAGGU